AAUAUUGAGUUGCACUAAUAAUAAUAUUACACAUUUGAUAUGAAAUAGCUUACUUUAAAGUAUAAAUGUGAAAUAUUAAAAGGAUGUAUUUGUAAUUUUGAAAAAGAUGGAGGACGAUAAGUGAAAUAUUGAAAGCAAGGGAAAUAAAACAAUUUUGGGGGUCAAAACCAAACCCUAGAAUACACGGGAAAGAAAAAUCGACCCGUUCUUGAAUCAAAUAUCCAAAAAUAUCUUUCUCUCGCUUUAGCUCAUCUUCUUGAUUCACGAUUUGAAGUUAGCAAGCCUGACAAAAUAAUGGCGGGUCAGAGGAAUAGUUAUGGAAAGCGUUCUCAUUCUGAUUAUUCUGAUAAUGGAGGAAAUAAAAGGAGAAAUCCUGGUGAAGAUAGAGAACAGUUUGUCAUAGAUUCUGAAGAUACUGUUUAUCGUUAUUUAUGCCCUGUUAAGAAGAUAGGAAGCAUAAUAGGGCGAGGUGGGGAGAUUGUGAAGCAGCUGAGGUUGGACACAAAAUCAAAGAUUAGGAUUGGAGAGACUGUACCUGGAAGUGAAGAGCGUGUUGUCACUGUUUAUAGUACCAGUGAUGAGAGUAAUUCAUCUGAAGACAAUGGUAAUAAUAUUUGCCCUGCUCAAGAUGCUCUCUUUAGGGUUCAUGAAAGGGUUGUUGCUGAAGAAUUGCAUGGUGAUGAUGACAUGGAAGGUGGUCAUCAGGUUACUUGUCGUCUUCUUGUACCGUCUGACCAGAUUGGUUGUGUUAUUGGGAAGGGAGGGCAGAUAGUACAGAACAUUCGUAGUGAGACUGGAGCUCAGAUUCGUAUUCUUAAGGAUGAACAUCUUCCUCCUUGUGCCUUGAAUUCUGAUGAGCUUAUACAGAUAUCUGGUGAUUCUCUAGUUGUCAAGAAAGCUCUCUAUCGAAUUGCUUCUCGCCUCCAUGAUAACCCAUCCAGAUCCCAGCAUUUACUUACAUCUGCCGUGCCUAAUGUGUAUCCUUCUGGUGGUUCACUCAUGGGUCCAAAUACUGGUGCUCCCCUUGUGGGAUUAGCUCCAUUGAUGGGUCCCUAUGGAGGAUACAAAGGUGAUGCUGGAGACUGGUCACGUUCCUUGUACUCAGCUCCAAGGGAUGAAGCAUCUUCGAAAGAGUUCUCUAUCCGCUUGGUAUGUCCGACUGGAAAUAUUGGAGGUGUGAUUGGAAAGGGUGGCACUAUAAUUAAUCAGAUCAGACAGGAAUCUGGAGCAGGAGUCAAAGUUGAUAGUUCCGCUACUGAAGGCGACGAUUGUUUAAUAACAGUUUCAGCAAAGGAGUUCUUUGAGGAUUCAUACUCUCCAACUAUAGAAGCAGCAGUACGCCUGCAGCCCAGAUGUAGUGAGAAGGUUGAGAGAGAUUCAGGAAUUGUCUCAUUCACGACCCGUCUACUUGUUCCAACAUCAAGAAUUGGCUGCCUUAUUGGUAAAGGGGGAGCCAUCGUAACUGAAAUGAGGAGGGCUACUAAAGCUAAUAUUCGUAUAUUGGCAAAGGAUAAUCUUCCAAAAAUUGCAUCCGAUGAGGAUGAGAUGGUGCAGAUUGCUGGUGAUCUUGACGUAGCUAAGGAAGCUCUUAUACAUGUAAUUACCCGAUUGAGAGCUAAUCUUUUUGAUAGAGAGGGUGCAGUAUCUACUUUCCUUCCAGUUCUACCGUAUAUUCCUAUGUCCGCAGAUGGUUCAGAUGGUUUAAAUUAUGAAAGUAGAGACAGUAAAAGACAUGGACGUGGUCAUUCUUAUUCUGGUGGUUAUGGUGGCUCAAGUGAUUUGGCAUCUUCUGACGGCUAUGGAAGUUAUGGUGGUUCCCAGAUUGGUGGUGGUGGUGGUGGUAGCGGUGGCGGCGCUUAUGGUGCUUAUGGGUCUUAUUCCUCAGGACGACCUGGUAGUUCUGGGUUAUCUAGCCAGAACCCCGUUUCUCGACGGAGAAACUAUGGUUACUAGAAUUUGUUGAUGGUUACCUGCAGGCAGCUUGAGAUAUACGAAGCCCCGAAGCCAGCCUACUGCCUCUUUUGAUGAAGCCUUCUGCCUAAACUGGAAGACCAGAUGAACCAGCGUUUGACAAUACUCAUGGCCCACCUUGACGCUUCUAUUUUAAUGGACCAAAUACAUGUGAAGAUUUUUUUUCCACCAAGAAAAUUUUGCUUGUCCAUUAAACCAAAUUUGCCAAACUUAGUAUCUUGUGUUUCCUAAAUCCUAAGGCCUCUCACUCCUGCUUGUUUUUAUUUUAUUUUUUUUCGACUCAACUUUCCUUAAGAUACAAAUCCAUGUUGCUCCCAACCUCCAGUAGGUGUUUUGAAUUCUAAAGUAAAUGUUUGCAGUUGCUUUUCUUUUUUCAGCUGUGUAGUAUGAAUUCUUUUUCAUGGUAUUUAUAACGAGUUGAUUGUUGAUACUUUAA
Molecule: messenger RNA, 2407 nt
Organism: Cannabis sativa
Lineage: Eukaryota; Viridiplantae; Streptophyta; Magnoliopsida; Rosales; Cannabaceae
Product: KH domain-containing protein HEN4
Exons: 8
Coding region: 295-1953 (552 amino acids)
Biological process (GO): regulation of gene expression
Cellular component (GO): nucleus; cytoplasm
Molecular function (GO): mRNA binding
Source: RefSeq, a predicted model, not a curated record